Molecule: messenger RNA, 927 nt
Organism: Morone saxatilis (striped sea-bass)
Lineage: Eukaryota; Metazoa; Chordata; Actinopteri; Moronidae
Product: chymotrypsin-like elastase family member 3B
Exons: 8
Coding region: 29-838 (269 amino acids)
Biological process (GO): proteolysis
Molecular function (GO): serine-type endopeptidase activity
Source: RefSeq, a predicted model, not a curated record
AGUGUGUGUGUAUCUACAGACUGUCAUUAUGAUGCAGGCAUUGGCCCUCCUGUUGCUUCAGGCAGCAUAUGUUUUUGGAUGUGGUACGCCUGCUGUGAAGCCUGACAUUAAUAGGGUGGUGAAUGGAGAGGAUGCUCGCCCCCACAGCUGGCCUUGGCAGAUCUCCCUGCAGGUGAAGCAUGGCAGCCGUUUCCAUCACACUUGUGGAGGGACUCUGAUCGGAUCUCGCUGGGUGCUGACUGCUGGACACUGCAUUUGGCCCGGAGAUGUGUACCGCGUGGUCUUGGGAGAGCACGAUAUGAGCCAGCAGGAGGGCACUGAACAGAUCAGAGAUGUUCUGCGCAUCAUUGUCCACCCCAAGUGGGACAUUGACUUUGUGGCUGAUGGCAAUGAUCUUGCCCUGCUGAAACUGGAUAAGAGCCCCAUUAUGAAUGACAGCAUUGGUGUGGCUUGUAUUCCAGAGGCUGGACAGAUCCCCACCCAUGGGACAGCGUGUUACAUCUCCGGCUGGGGCAACCUUUACACCCAUGGCCCCAUGCCUGAUAAGCUGCAGCAGGCCUUGCUGCCUGUGGUGGAAUACAGUGUGUGCAGUCGCAGCGACUGGUGGGGCAUCAACGUGAAGAGCACCAUGAUCUGUGCAGGAGGAGAUGUCGUAUCUGGAUGCAAUGGAGACUCUGGUGGCCCUCUAAACUGUUUGGGUCAGGAUGGUAGGUGGUACGUCCAAGGUGUCACCAGCUUCGUUUCCUCCCGCGUCUGCAAUGAAGUGAAGAAGCCCACCGUCUUCACCCGCACCUCUGCCUUCACCGAUUGGCUCAGUGAUGUUAUGCUGCACUACUGAGGAGCUGCUGGACAUGAGUUGAUCAACUCCAAAAAUAAUGAGGUCCCAAAUCCCUUUAUUUUCCCAGUUCAUUUCACGUCAGGGUCAGA